AUGGAGCAGCACAGAGGAAAGAAAAGAGGCAAACUCUCCCCCCCCCUUUUGCCAAACACAAAAGAUGUUCCAACAGUGGGACCGUCCUGGUGUCUCUCCAACUCCACACGUCAAAACAACGAGACGAUCCGGAAAAACACUUGGAAAGGAUCCGCCGAGGUGAGGAGAGAUCGUGCCGGUUUUCCUUGGAAAAAUAAAAUCAUGCACAUCUCGACUUGGGAAUACUACUUUCUCCUCGCUUUGGUACUCAUUCCCGUGUACUUGUUUUUCCGGCUUUGGUCUUGGCUUGGAUGGGAGCUGUUUGUAAAUAACUAACAACGUUACUUUUUUUCUAUGAUAAAAUAAUUUAACUAUAUAUUAUAUAUUUG
Molecule: messenger RNA, 368 nt
Organism: Copidosoma floridanum
Lineage: Eukaryota; Metazoa; Arthropoda; Insecta; Hymenoptera; Encyrtidae
Product: phosphatidylinositol N-acetylglucosaminyltransferase subunit Y
Source: RefSeq, a predicted model, not a curated record